AUGGUUACUGAUGCCAAAAACAUGGUCCUUUCCCUGGAGGACCCCUCUGCGCGAGACCGUUGGCGAGCCUCCAGCAAGAGCCUAGUUGCGGCCGUGGACAAUGUUGGUCGGGUUGUGGUACCCUCAUACCUCUCCAGCCAGUUUCGUGACUCCAUGACACCUUAUCCUCCACGCUUACACGCAAAGGACACCAGAGACCCUGCUUACGAUACUCCUACUAAGGAGCUGCAACAACUGACCUUACAG
Messenger RNA from Dibothriocephalus latus, 246 nucleotides. NCBI's taxonomy places the organism in Eukaryota, Metazoa, Platyhelminthes, Cestoda, Diphyllobothriidea, Diphyllobothriidae. The record is from the annotation of a GenBank genome assembly.